GUACUUUAUUUCUUACAAACAAAAAGGAACGGGGAUAUGAAGUUGUUUGUAUGAAGAGGGCAACAUAUGAAUAGUGGUCCAUUUUCCACCAUUUAUAAUCGGCAACAGGAAACCAUUCGCUAAGAAUCAAGUCCUCUCUUGAUAGUCAGAGAAUUGUACCUUUAAACCCAAAAUUAAGGAUUCGAUUCUUAUCGUGUUUAGUCUAUGGUUAAUUAGACAGGUGGUCUUGCACGUCAAGAAACUGACACGGGUGGGGUGGAGUGUCUUCCUAAUAUAUAGUGCAAUCCACUUUCCUAAUAAGUUUCAUCCCGUUGUAAGAGCAAGACAAAAAGAAAAAAAAAAAAAAACCAUUAAUCUAAUUACUGAUGGCUUCUCGCAUUUCCAUCUCACAAACUAAUUAUUCCAUCUUGAACUUGAAGAAUCAAACUUGUAGUUUCCCGAGAUAUGGUUCCUCCUACAGCUCCUUAUCCAAACCAUUGAUCCCAUCAAGCCCCAUUUCAGCUAUUAACCCUUCUUUUAGCAGUCAUGGCCUUCAAGUCAAAAAUCAAAUUCGUUCUUGUUACAGCUCUAGUAAGACAAAAACAACAUCAACCUUAAGCUCCUCGAAAGUUGUCCCCCUUCUCGAUAAACCUAAACCUGGGCAACCUGAAGAAUAUGUAGAGAUUCGAGACCAGCGUAUAGUUUCUUGGAUCGAUUCAUUGCCGGAGAAGAUUCAACCGUACGCGUAUCUCAUGCGGUUGGACAGGCAAAUUGGAACCAUCAUUUGUGCAUGGCCAAGUAUGUGGGCAGUGGCGCUCGCGGCGGCGCCCGGCUCGUUGCCGGAUUGGAAGAUGUUGGCAUUCUUUUACUUUGUGUCUUUCUGGUACAGAAGUCUCGGGUGCACCAUCAACGAUUAUUUGGAUAAGGACUUUGAUGCACAGGUUGAGCGUACAAAACGAAGGCCUAUUGCCUCUGGGGCCAUUUCAGGACUUCAAGCAAUGAUAUUCCUGGCUGUUCAAGUGGUACUCGGUUAUGCCAUGCUUUUCCCUGUAAACCAAUUAAGCCGGCUAUUAUGGGUUUCUUCAAUGCCAUUGUUGUUCACCUAUCCGUUCAUGAAGAGAAUACUACCUUGGCCUACCCUCCAGUUUGGCUUCACUAUCAACUGGGGAGUUUUGUAUUCUUGGGCAGCUGUUAAAGGAACUCUUCAUCCCAGCAUUGUUUUGCCACUCCUCAUGAGUAGCUACAUCUGGACUCUUGAAGCUGAUGCACUUUACUCCCACCAGGAUAAAGCAGACGAUGUGAAAGCAGGAGUCAAAUCUGCGGCGUUGUUUUUGGGAGAUUCAACGAAACAAAUUAUAAGUAUCUGCGCUGUGGCAUCCGUUGCUAGCUUAGCACUAAGUGCAUUCAAUGCGGAUAUUGGGUGGCCAUUUUAUAUACUAAUGGUUCCUGCCUUUGCUCAACUGGCUUGGCAGAUUUAUGCAGUUGACCUAAACAAUCCUGCAGAUUGUGGUAGGAAAUUUCAAACUAAUAAAUACUAUGGAGCCCUUGUCUUCUUCGCCAUUUUAGUUGGAAGACUGUUUUCGUAAAGAUGACAAAAUUAUUUGAAUUGGUCAAUCACCUCCUCCCUGAAUAAAUUAUUUGAUAGUGUUGGAGGACUUGGGAUGUGAACUUUCUUCCACGAGUCGAUGGAAAACGUGAAAGAUGGAUGUUUUAAUCAUAACUAGUUUUAGAACGCGCGGCACAUUCUAUCAAUAAUAUGGGACAUUGCAUUUGCAUUUUGAACAAGUUGGAAUCGCGCGUUCUUUCAAUAAUUUGGGGCAACAUUUUCAGAUUUUGGACAAGUUGGAUUAUAUAUAACAGUUUGCAGUGAUGUUGUUUUCUUUAUAGGAUAAUUCUGUUUAUUGAAUUUGUUUUAUAAUUUUAUUACCAAUGCAAGAAACUUCCAAGGAC
This is a messenger RNA of Oldenlandia corymbosa var. corymbosa, 1929 nucleotides long. The record is from the annotation of a GenBank genome assembly. NCBI's taxonomy places the organism in Eukaryota, Viridiplantae, Streptophyta, Magnoliopsida, Gentianales, Rubiaceae.